Selaginella moellendorffii is the source of this 3824-nucleotide messenger RNA. Its product is annotated as DIS3-like exonuclease 2. Gene Ontology annotation, molecular function: 3'-5'-RNA exonuclease activity; RNA binding. NCBI's taxonomy places the organism in Eukaryota, Viridiplantae, Streptophyta, Lycopodiopsida, Selaginellales, Selaginellaceae. The record is from RefSeq and is a predicted model, not a curated record. Gene Ontology annotation, cellular component: exosome (RNase complex); P-body. Bases 238 to 3384 code for a protein of 1048 amino acids. The transcript has 7 exons.
CUAACCUGGAGGUGGAAGACGAAGAAGGCGGUGAGAGGCGCGUGCUUGAGAGCGAGAGGGGGGCAGGGAGAGAGAGAGGGAGAGGGGAGGGCGCCCUGGCCCUAGCCGCGCGCGCGGCGAUCGUUGCGAGAGGCCGAGAGUGAGAGAAUUUGGCGCAGCAUUUUGGGGUGUGGGGUUUCCAGGAGCGCGAGAGAUUUCCUCCAGAUUUUGGUGAGAGGGGCCUCGGAUUCCUGGUAGAUGAAGCCGGGAGGGAAGAAUGAGAAAGGAGGCUACCAUGCCGUGCCUCCACCGCCUUCACUGUAUGGUCAGUAUCCGUUCCAGUGCCAGCAGCAAAGCCCGGUGUCCAAGCCCCGGACGAGAUCUGCUGGAGGCACCGAGGAUUUAGCUGCCAGGGAGAGGGAUCGAGAUCGGGAUGGGGAGAAGAAAUUUCGGAAGAGGCCCAGUCGCAAGUCCAAGCAGUUUGUUUCUCCUGACAAUGGAUCAGUUGCAGGAGUGGAGAUUUUUAAGUCGUGUGAUGAGAGGGCGUCGCCGACGAGCAGUCCGGUCUCCCCCAACUUUUCUGUCCAAAGAUCUAGAGAUUAUCACGUCGUCAAGACGCUCUACAAGAACGGGAAGUACUCGGAGCUCGAGUUUAAAGAGUUCACGGAAACGCUGCCACCUUAUGGGCCGGCUCUCAACAACAAUCACGACCAGCCGAGCAGCAGCAAUUCCGUUGCCUUCGUCAGUCCUGGCAAAGGCGCAAGUCCGCUGUCUACACGAUUCUACGGUGAUACAGACACCAAUUUCCAGUUGAUGAAGGAUCCAGUUGCACCACAGAUUUUUCCAGAGCAUUGGUCGCUUCCUAAAGUAAACGAAGCCAUGCAGUCUGGGCGUGUUUUUUCUUGCUCCUUGAGAGUAAAUGCUCACAACCGAAGUGAGGCUUACGCCACAGUCGACGGACUUUCCGUAGAUAUCUUGAUCGAGGGAGCCUGUGCUCAGAAUCGUGCACUUGAAGGGGAUUUAGUUGCACUUGUCCUUGAUCCGCCUAAUUUAUGGCCCAGGAUGAAGGGCCUUAACAACAACCGGACUGAUCGAGUGGUAACUGCGAGUAGUAUAGCUGUGACAAAUCAAAGUUUCAGUAGUGGUGAAGGCGUACAGGUUUCUAGAGAGAUACGUCUAGAAGAGGAGGUAGUCAUAGAAAGUGUUGGAAGAAGCAACCAGGUUGUAGAAAGUAGUGAGGAUUCGAGUAGUUUACUGACAGGCACGGGGUCGACGGCGCUAGAAAAAGUUCAGGCAUUGCUCCAAGCUACACCGGGUAAAAGGCCUACUGGGAAAGUAGUGUCUAUCUUAUCAAAGUCUCGCCGGCGUGAUGCGGUGGUCGGAUUUCUCUCUGUCAAGUUCCAGCCGCCAACGAGAAAUCAGAUGGUUCUCACUCCAGUUGAUGCCAAGUUUCCGAAGAUGGUGGUUUUACCUGACAGCCUUCCGGAAGUUAUAGCUCAAAGGUUGCGGGACGGGGAUCGUAAGAUGGGGAAUGAGCUUUUAGCAGCGUGUGUUGAUCGCUGGGACUGUAACAGUCCUUAUCCUCUCGCGAUCAUCACACAUUGCUUGGGACAAGCUGGGGAACUAGAGGCACAGACAGCGGCUAUUUUAUUCGAGCACGCGGUUCACAGUGCCGAGUUCCCUCCGGAGGCGAUGGCUUGUCUUCCUCGUGUUCCGUGGAGUAUUCCGGAGAAGGAGCUACAGAGACGAAGGGACUUGCGCUCACGUAGAGUGUUCACAAUCGAUCCAGUCACUGCCAGGGACUUGGACGAUGCACUGUCGGUGGAGCAUCUUGGGGAUGGUUUAACGAGAGUUGGAGUACACAUCGCAGAUGUUUCUUACUUCGUCCAUGCUGGCUCGGGUUUAGACAAAGAAGCGCAGCAGCGGUCGACGAGUGUGUACUUGAUCCAACAGGUGCUUCCAAUGCUUCCUCGGCUGCUCUGCGAGGAGCUCUGCUCGCUACAGCCCGGAGUAGACAGGUUAGCGUUUUCGGUGAUGUGGGAUCUAGAUUCAACAGGACAGAUUGUCAAGCAGUGGAUAGGUAGAACUGCGAUCAAGUCAUGCUGCAAGCUAAGUUAUGGUGAUGCCCAAGAGAUCGUUGACGGGACUUUCAGCGAGAAACCAGGUCUUUCGGGAAAUUUCAGCUGGCAGGAAGUGGCCGCUGAUAUCAAGACUUUGUACAACAUUGCCAAACAGCUAGAAGAGAGUAGAAUUAGGGACGGAGCACUACGUCUAGACACUGGAAAGCUCGUCUUUGCUCUAGAUGGGGAUGGGAAUCCCCACGAGACCAGCUUCUACGAGCAGAUGGAAUCCAACAAGCUGGUGCAGGAGUUCAUGCUUCUGGCUAACGUGAGCGUCGCCAAAGUGAUAUCGAGAGCGUUCCCCGACUGUGCACUCCUGAGGCGUCAUCCUGAACCGAGCUCACGUAAGCUUCUCGAGUUCCAAGAGUUUUGCAAGAAGCACGGGUUUGUGCUGAAGACGGACUCUUCGGCGGACUUGCAUGCGUCCCUGGAAGUACUGAGGGAGGAGCUCAAGGACGACCCGGUUCUUCUCAGCAUCGUUACACUCUACGCCACCAAACCGAUGCAGGUGGCGAAGUACUUUUGCACGGGCCGGGACAAGGACGGUGACUGGGGUCACUACGCCUUGGCCAUGCCUGUUUACACGCACUUCACAUCUCCGAUUCGAAGAUAUCCCGACAUCGUCGUGCACCGGACACUGUCAGCCGCUCUCGAGGCCGAAAAGUUGUUGAACAAAAGCCUCACAGGUCCCGAGGAUUUGGUCUCAACCAAGGACUAUGAGGUACUCCAGUUGGCUGCUUCAAAGCACAGGAUCUCUGAUCCCGCUGAGAUGGCUUUGGUUGCGGACCAUUGCAACGAAAGGAAAAUGGCAAGCAAGAACGUUCAAGAGGCGACUGACAGGCUCUACCUGUGGACUAUGCUACAGAGAAGAAAGGGUUUGUUAUCAGAUGCGUGCGUUGUUGGCCUGGGACCAAAGUUCAUGUCGCUGUACGUCUCCAAAAUCGCGAUGGAGCGCCGUUUAUACUACGACGAAGUAGAGGGUCUCAAGGUAGACUGGCUCGAGAACACUGGCACACUGGUUCUGGAUUACUGCCGCCCGAGGCAACACUCUCGGAAGGCCAAGAGCCGAAGCAUCUCUGACGUCGCAGUUGUGUCCAAUCCGGCAAUGGAUCCUGACGACGAGACUGGUAAUCUCGACAGCUUAACCAUGAUCGAGCCAGAAGCCAUGCCUCUCACCCUUCGCUUGUUCUCACACAUCCCAGUUCUUAUCCAUGCUCUCGGUGGUGAUAGCUCCCCUCUCGACAUAGGUGUUCGUGUCUACGUUACCUCAUACUUAUUCUCCUAGCUAUCUUUCUUUUUUUUCUUCUUCUCUCCACUACCUCUUACAACGUACCUUGUUUCCUUUCUCUUUGGUUCUUUGUUGUCUCUUCGUUUUUCGUUCUCUCUUUUCUUGCUCCUUUGUUUUCCCUGUACAGCUCUGCUAAGUACUACUUGUAGAAUGGGAGAAGUAAAAUAAUCCUGCAGUGGAAGAGAGAACUAAGACGAGGAAGAGUUUGAGAGAGCCCGGGUUUUUUUUCUUCUUCGUGGCUCGCUCGCUCUCUUCUUUUGUCUCUCCUCUGCGUAACGAGGCAGGCUUGUUUUACUACUCUGGACAAGAGUUCCGCGUUUUAGUAGGUGCUCUACUCCAGCUCUUAUCGUUGUUGGCCGUACGACCUUGAUGGCCCGCUUAAAACUUUUAUGGAAAUAAACAAAUAAAUAAGAAAAUUCAAAGUUACAUUAUUUUUA